AUGGACAGCAAGUGGUCACCGAGGACAGCAGGGUCACUCUUGCUGCUGCUGGUGUCCAACCUGCUGCUAUGCAAGAGCACAGCCUCCCUGCCCAUCUGUCCCAGCGGAGCCGUCAACUGCCAAGUGUCUCUCCGGGAUCUGUUUGACCGUGCGGUCAUCCUGUCUCACCACAUCCACAAACUCUCCUCAGAGAUGUUCAAUGAAUUUGAUAAACGGUAUACCCAGGGCAGAGGGUUCAUCACCAAAGCCAUCAACAGCUGCCACACUUCUUCCCUCUCUACACCAGAAGACAAGGAGCAAGCCCAACAGAUCCAUCACGAAGACCUUCUGAACCUGGUCCUCCGAGUGCUGCGCUCCUGGAAUGACCCACUGUACCACCUGGUCACAGAAGUGCGUGGCAUGCAAGAAGCCCCUGAUUCUAUCCUAUCUAAAGCCAUAGAGAUUGAGGAACAAAACAGGCGACUUCUUGAGGGCAUGGAGAAAAUAGUCGGCCAGGUUCAUCCCGGAAUCAAAGAGAAUGAAGUCUACUCUGUCUGGUCAGGACUUCCCUCCCUGCAGAUGGCUGAUGAAGAUGCCCGCCUUUUUGCUUUUUAUAAUUUGCUCCAUUGCCUUCGCAGAGAUUCACAUAAGAUAGACAACUAUCUCAAGCUCCUGAAGUGCCGAAUCAUCUAUGACAGCAAUUGCUAA
Molecule: messenger RNA, 687 nt
Organism: Lepus europaeus (European hare)
Lineage: Eukaryota; Metazoa; Chordata; Mammalia; Lagomorpha; Leporidae
Gene: PRL
Product: prolactin
Exons: 5
Coding region: 1-687 (228 amino acids)
Biological process (GO): positive regulation of receptor signaling pathway via JAK-STAT; female pregnancy; response to nutrient levels
Cellular component (GO): extracellular region
Molecular function (GO): hormone activity; prolactin receptor binding
Source: RefSeq, a predicted model, not a curated record